AUUAUAAAGAGAAAUUGUUAAUAUUAUUUAAGAUAAUUAUUUAAAUACAAAGAGAACAACCCGCCUAUAAAAGAAAAUAAGACAUAAAAUGAAUCAUGAAUUAAUGUGUAAAUUAAAUAUGCACGAUAGUCAAGUGAUCGAAUUAAUGGGUACUCAUGAUUUCACUCAACUUCAACAACAACAACAGACCCAACAGCAACAACAACAAAUGCUCAAUUACGCCAUGACAGAAACACAAAAUCUACCAACCGCCCAACAGCAUGCAACAGAAAAUAAUAAUCAGGAUAACAAUAGAACAUCAAGACCAAUAAGAAGAACUAGUCGUAGGACACCUCAGUUAAGCAAUAAUUAUGAUAUGGAAAUGACAGAUUCUAGUUCGCAAAGCGAUGACACUAGUGGUGGAGGAGGUAGUAGUAACGGUGGCAGUGGGGCCCGUCCAUCAAGUCGUGGUCGCAACUCAUCGGGGACCAGUCAAAGUCGUCGACGAAAAGGUGCUCUCAAUGCCAAAGAGCGCAAUUUAAGACGUUUGGAAUCCAAUGAAAGGGAACGCAUGCGAAUGCAUAGUUUAAAUGAUGCAUUUCAGUCUCUGCGCGAAGUGAUACCUCAUGUGGAAAUGGAACGUAGACUAUCAAAAAUCGAAACACUAACUCUGGCCAAAAACUAUAUUAUUAAUUUGACUCACAUAAUACUAGCGAAACGCAAUGAAGAAUCCGCCCUUGAAUUUAAUGGCGUUCUAAUGAAUGGCAGCAAUGAUUCCACAGCUCCUAAUAAUAUAGUGGGCGAAGGUGAAACUAAUACAGUGUUGGGACUUAGUGCCGGUGUAGGCGGCGGAGGCGUUGUGGCAAAUGGUAACGUUUUAGUUGGUUUACCAGCAUGCUAUGAUGAUGCUCUAACAGCAAAUGGUGGCAAUUCAUAUAAUUGUACCCUUUUGGCCGAACAUCAGCAAAAUCCCCAAACACAAUCGCUGACAACAGCAACCACUACCAUACAAAUACAACAAAAUCAGCCAAUUAAUCAUAUGCAUCAUCAGUCGUCACAUCAUGUCAUGAUAUCGAAUCAUAGUCAAAUACUAAUUCCACAGCAACAAUCGAAUCCACAACAGCAGCAGCAGCAACCACUGCAACAGACAGCAAUUAUAAUGAAUGGCUACGGCGACUCAACUGGUGAUAAUAACAAUUUCGAUGAACCAUUUCGGGAAUUUUUAUAAAUAUGCCAACUAACCAAGGGAUUUUGAGGAUUUUUUUUUUCUGUUUUGUUUGGUUUUCGUAGUUAAACGAAGAAAGAGUAACAAAAGCAAACGAAUGAAGAAAGUAUAUCAACGAAUAUUGUUUUCAAAAUUUUAAGUUGAUUUUGUUUUUAAUAAGAAAAAAAAGAGAUAAAAAUUAAUUAAUAGGAACCAGGGUGGAUAAAAAACAAAAACAAACAAACUAGUUAAUAAUUCUAUAUAAUUAUUUAAUUAAUAAUAAUUAUUAUUAUUUAUCCAUGUAAUAUUUACUUUAAUUAUUAGUAACUUCUAAACACAAACCAAAACAUCUAGUAAAAGUAGUGAAAUUAUGUGUAAAAUUUAUGCAAUUCUAUUUUAAGUUUGUUUUAUUAAAUUUAAUGUUUUUUGGCGUUAACAAAAUUAUUAAGAAAAAAAAACCAAAAUUGAAACCAAAACAAAUUUGCAAUUAAAAAAAGAAAAUGUUAAAUACU
Molecule: messenger RNA, 1695 nt
Organism: Lucilia cuprina (Australian sheep blowfly)
Lineage: Eukaryota; Metazoa; Arthropoda; Insecta; Diptera; Calliphoridae
Gene: dimm
Product: protein dimmed
Exons: 4
Coding region: 89-1207 (372 amino acids)
Molecular function (GO): protein dimerization activity
Source: RefSeq, a predicted model, not a curated record